Thamnophis elegans (Western terrestrial garter snake) is the source of this 3560-nucleotide messenger RNA. RefSeq names its product PC4 and SFRS1 interacting protein 1 (gene PSIP1). Gene Ontology annotation, molecular function: transcription coregulator activity; double-stranded DNA binding. Gene Ontology annotation, biological process: regulation of transcription by RNA polymerase II. Gene Ontology annotation, cellular component: nucleus. The record is from RefSeq and is a predicted model, not a curated record. Lineage: Eukaryota; Metazoa; Chordata; Lepidosauria; Squamata; Natricidae.
CGCCGCGAGAAGGAGCAGCAUGAGCCGCGAUUUCAAACCGGGAGACCUGAUCUUCGCCAAAAUGAAAGGCUAUCCCCAUUGGCCAGCCCGGGUUGAUGAAGUUCCUGAUGGAGCAGUGAAACCACACAAUAAAAUGCCUAUAUUCUUUUUUGGCACUCAUGAACGUAAUGCAUUUUUGGGACCAAAAGAUAUAUUUCCCUAUACUGAAAAUAAAGACAAAUAUGGCAAGCUAAAUAAAAGGAAGGGCUUUAAUGAAGGAUUGUGGGAAAUUGAGAACAAUCCCAAAGUUAAAUUUUCCAGUCAGCCGUCUCAGCCAUCAAUUAACACUACAGUUGUUAAAGAAACAGAUCAAGAAGAAAGCAUAGACACUACAGAAGAAAAUGAACAAAAAAUGGGUCCCAAGCGAAGAAAAUUAACAGCUCUUAUUAAAGGAUCUGCUAAACCAGACAAUGAAACUUCUGAAGCUGAAAUUGAAGAAAAGGAACUGGAAACUUUAAAAGAUGAUGAUUCUCCAGAAAAACCUAGCAGUGAAGAUAUGAAUAAAACAAGUGAUACGUCAGUCCCUAAAGUUGCUAGAAGGGGGAGAAAAAGAAAGGCUGAAAAACAGGCAGAAGUAGAAGAAGCAGCAGUGGUGGUGGCAGGAGCAACAGCAACAAUUACAGCUCCAAAAGCUAGUCCUAAAAGAGGAAGGCCUGCUGCUACUGAAAUAAAAGUUCCGAAACCAAGAGGGAGACCCAAAUUGAUAAAACCACAUUGUCCUCCAGAGGGUGACAGUAUUCAUGAGGAAGAUAGGGGUAAGAAAAAGAGUGUUGAAGAGAAGCCACCCAAAAAACAGCAGAGAAGAGAUGACGAGAGUCAAAAAGAGGAGGACAAAAUUAGAAAAGACCCAGAUAAAAAGGAAAAAAAAGACACAGACCUGAAAAGGAAAAAUACUACUAAAGUGGGAUCAGCAUCUGCCUCUGAUAGUGAAGACGAUGGAGAAGAGCAAGAAGGGAAUAAAAAGAAAAAAGGAAGAAAUGUUCAAGGAUCGCAUAGAAGAAACAUUUUAAAAGGCCAGCAUGAACGUGAAGUAGCAGAAAGGAAACGUAAACAGGAAGAACAAAUGGAGGGAGAAUCGCAGAAUAGAGAAGAAUGCAAGAAACCAGAAAUUAAGAAGAUAGAGAAAAAACGAGAGACGUCAAUGGAUUCUCGGCUCCAAAGGAUACAUGCAGAAAUAAAGAAUUCACUCCAGAUUGAUCAUCUUGAUGUGAACAGAUGCAUUGAGGCUUUGGAUGAACUUGCAUCACUUCAAGUUACAAUGCAACAAGCUCAGAAGCAUGCAGAAAUGAUUUCCACACUCAAAAAAAUACGAAAGUUUAAGGUUAGCCAGAUUAUAAUGGAAAAAUCCACUAUGCUCUAUAAUAAAUUCAAGACUAUGUUUCUUGUUGGGGAAGGCGAUUCUGUUCUUUCACAAGUACUAAAUAAGUCAUUAGCUGAGCAAAAACAGCAUGAAGAAGCAAACAAAACCAAAGAACAGUGGAAGAAAGGAUCAAACAAGAAAUCUGAAAAAGACAAAGAACAAACAGGCACAAAGGUAAUGAAUGGUGCUUCUGAAGGUCAAGAUACAAACCAGUCACAACAAAAUGGGGAUACCACAGAUGAAAAAAAAGAGAAGCUAGAUUCUGGCAAUAAGAAAAAGAUGUCUAGUGAUGGAAGAGAGCAAGAAAAGACGAAGGGUUCCACCGCUGAAAAUGAAUAAAGGAAACAUAAUUUUUUGUAAAGUACAUAUUAAAGAGGACUUAAGGGUUGGCAGCUAGAGAAUGCUAUAACUUUUAAAUAAUUUUAUAGGCAUAAUUUUUUAAUGUGUACAAUUUGUGAGGGGUAUGUAAAGUCAAGGUAAACAUUUUUUCAAAGUAUUUAAACAUCCUGAUAGCAUUUGGCUCAGUAUUAAUAAUCAAAAUAGUUCAGAUGAAAAGAUCAUAUUCUUUUAGAGAUUUAAAAGUGUUUAUAUGUUUCAGGAUUAGUUCUAUAGUAACUUUACUGACUACUAUAUGUUUUACCUUUUGAUUAAUGAUAAGAAAAGUAACUUUUCUUUUAAAUUGCCAAAAUGCUCUACUUGUAUAAAUCUAUUUUACCCAUGUUUUUCUGUGUAUAGUUUUCAGAGUUGUUGUUUGCCAAAGUGUCGGUUUACUGUGUUUUGUAAGAAGCUGAACAAAUUUUGUAGCAUUGGAGAAGUUAUGUAUGAGUAUAUUCGUCUGGUUUAUUAAAAAAGAAGCUAGUUUUGUUCUUUGGAGGUAAUUGUGCCAAUUUAAUAUGCUUUGAUUUCCUGCUUUCUGUAUUCUUGAUACUGUACUAAAGAUGCUCAUGUAUCUCAGUCGGCAUUGAUGCACAUUGGUCAUAACAUAUUGUCUUAAAACCAUUUUUUAAUUUUAAAAAACCUUCUACAUUUUAACUGGCAAUAUCUCAGUUGAUUCCAGCCUUAGUGACCAACUAUUGCUAUAUCAAAGUUAUAUUCCCACAAUGACGUUUAAAAUAUUGCUCUUAAAACUUCUUUUAACAGAUUGGGUCUCGCUAUAACAUUUAAGGACAGUUAAAACUGUACAACCUGAAGUAUUUCUCAAAUGAGUCAACCAAACUAGGCAACCAUCUCUCACUUUCCCCUCCAUUUUGAUCCUUGUUGCUCCUUACCAGGUUAGAAUAACAAAAUAUCAAAUUAUAGUGAUUAAGGUCAUAUAUUUUGCUUAAUGGCAAAUUUGGAGAUUUCAAUCCCAAUGUCUCUUUGGGGAAAUAUUUAAGUACUCUUUUGGGGUUCAUUUUCACAAGGUAAAAAAACCAUUGAAGUAUUUGUAUUGUAAUUGACAGCAAAAGUAUUUAACAAAGUAAGUGUACUUUCCUAGUUGAUGGUUAAAAUUCUAUUCUUUUCUGUGAGAAAUGUACAUGUAAUCAAUACCAUAUAGACAUCCAGGGAUCAAACUUGCUGCGUGACAUCAUCAUGUGAUAUAUGGCAACUUUUUCCCUCUUCACUAAAAUGGGGGUCAGUGUAGCUAGCACAUGUCACAUCCUGCCCACGGGAUAUGAAUUUGACAACUGCUAUCGAUUGUACUGCAGAACAUACAGAUGUGUGUGUAUACAUCUAUGCCAGAAAAAAACAGCCUGCCCACUGAAAACAAUGCAAUAGGGAAUAUGAUAUUUUAUAGUUAUAAUCCAAUAUUUUACAUUUAUUUUAAUUAAGAUUAUUGUGACUGGGGAACUAAAGCACUGAGCUUGAUUGUCACAUGAACACAUCUGUAUUUCUUGAGGCAAAAAUUGCAUUCUAUUUCAAACCUCUUUGCAUUCCUUGAAACUAGUUACUCUAAUGUUGCUACAAGGACAGCAGGUGGCACUAUUACAUUUAAAAUAAUUGUAAUAUAGAUCACAAAGCACUUUUUGAUGCUACAGUAUUUUAGAACUUUCAAUGUGGAAAUGGGAUUAUGGUUAGCCUUAACAUAAUCACAUUUAGGCUGUAAAUGCUGAAACUCCUGGUUAUAGUGGAAAACUUUGGAGACACUUUUAAGAACCCAUGUGCUUUUGGCUAGAAUACA